UCGCCCCAAAGAGAGCGUUCCGAGCUUCAUGCGGCAGACCACGGCGUCGCUCCUCAAGCGGGGCUCCUUCAACGACAGGCCAGACACGGCCUGGAAGCGUGGGGAGCCCCGCAAGCCGCGGAGGUAUGCCAUCCGUAGGAGGCCCCUGCGUGGCUUCGCGAUCACAAGGGACGGCAAACGGCUCAUCCGAAGAAGUGUGGAGGAAAAGCGCCGCAGGCAGAGAGCUAGGAGAGCCAGGAUGGGGAAAAAGUUGGAGCCAAAGUCGCCCUGGGAAAUGGGCGCAGCACGGUUUAGAAAGGAGGGCAAGGAAGUUUUUAGGGUGGCAUCUUCGCCAUACAGAGUUCGAUCCUUGAGAAGUGCAAGGAAACGAAAGGCAGAGGGGGGUGCUGCUGAGGGGGCCCUGGCGAGCAGGACUGAGAGGUCCAGGGCUGAGAGUGUCAGGAGCCAGCGGUCCCGUGGGGCCAUUGUUGCGAGCAGUGUGAAGAAUGGGAAGCGGGAAGGCGGGGCGGCCAGGCUGGGUCGCUCAGUUUCUGCUGUCAGCCCAUCCAAGCACCUGGCACCAGCCAUGGGAAAAAAUGGCAAAGUGCUGAGGGCAUAUCAGAGCUCUGUGGGGCCAGUCAGGCAACAGAAUGGGAUGGAUGUGGGCAAGCAGAAACGUGGCCUUGCUGCAACGCAGCCCACUGCCAAGGAAGGUUUGGAGGCAGUCGGGGCUGAUGGCCCGGACUGGGUGAUUCACUGUGUUCGCCAGAGCCAGCCUGCCGUGGAGUUCGUGAACAGAAGUGUGCCCUUUGCGGCUCCCACACCUUUGGAAGUGCGUGAUGCCAGCAGCAACAAAGGAAGUGAGAGGAGUGUGCAGGAGGGUAGCCAGACAGCAGCCCUUGCUGCGAACCUCAUUCUGUUGGAUGAUGUGGAACCCCAGCAUCCAGGGUCUGUGUCUGAAGGUGCUGCAACAAAAGGCAGUGAUGCUCAUCCUGGUAGCGUUGGGUACCUUGAAAGGGGUUUCGCCCAGGCUUCUUUCAGCAGAGCAGGAUCACCGAGCCUGGCUGAUGAGCAUACAGAUGGUCCAGUGGAGGCCAACAGUUUUGUGUCUGACAUGCAAGUCAGGCGUGAGGAACACGACUUAGAGGCAGAUGGGGGAGCUUGCAUUAUUCUAGGAGAAAAAGAGAACAAGGCAGGAAAGGGGAAAUCGAACUUGGGGGGACUAUUCCCUGUCAACAAUGGGGAAGAAGAAAUGAAAAUGGCUGACGCCACAGAAGAAACCAGCAGCGAGGAACAGGUGGUGAGUGCGCUUGACAGAAACAGCAGCCCUGUGUCAUGGUCUGAGAGUCCAAACUCAGCUGCAUCAAUGCCCAACAGUCCUUUCGGGGCUGUGGCCCCCGAUGUCCCUGACAUGGAUGACGAGAAGACGACGCCACGUACACGUAUGCGGCUGCGGCGCCAGCGCCGCGAGAACAGAUUGGCGCGCAUUUCUGAGCUGGCCCCCUUGUGCCAAGUCCCUGCAGACCACCAAGUAAAUGGAGCUGUGCCGGGAAGGCUGGCGCCUGUUGCUGAGAUUUCUGAAGUGACUGAGGAGGUCGCAGAGGCUCAGGCGAAGGAAGUGAUACCCGUGAUUGCCCCCCGGGAAGGCAGGGCCCUGAACAAGUCUCCGAAGGGUCGCAGCACUGCUAGACACAAGCACUGCUUCGUCACAGCUGGCGCUGCGGCGGUGGUGGGGUUCUUCUUUGGGCAGACUGACAAACUGGAGGGAAGGAUGGAGGAUGAGGUGCACAUUGGAAGGAUGUCUGUAGAGGAGGGUGGCCACACACAGUUGCACGACUGGAUGUGGCACUCGGCGUCAUGA
Messenger RNA from Ostreobium quekettii, 1840 nucleotides. Lineage: Eukaryota; Viridiplantae; Chlorophyta; Ulvophyceae; Bryopsidales; Ostreobiaceae. The record is from the annotation of a GenBank genome assembly.